AUGAAACAAUUGUCCUCUUUUUGCCCUUCAGACCUCUCCCGUUUACAAACCGAGAUUGAUGGACUAGGCCCUGAUGGUACACUGACAGCAGUCGCCGGAGAAAAUGCCAGCCUACGAUGCAGCGUCAGUGAUAUCAAAACGGGCGUUCCUUUGGAUGAGGGUCUAUCCUUUGGUUGGAAGGUAUCCACCGGUCCGGACAACCAAGCCGUAGAGUUGAGUCGCCUGGCUGAAAAAAUUGUGUUCGAUGGGUCUGCCCUUCAUUUAAUCCAUCUUCGAGAGAGCAAGGAGAGCCUAGGUGGAUUCAGAGGUCAGUGUCUCGUUUCGCCGACAUCGCAUCUCGUCUCUCUUGAGCAGCGCUCUCAAAGCCAGGGUCCACCCAUCCCAGUACUAGCCUCCGACGUCUUUGCUAUUCACAUUCGUCCAAGGCCCUCUCCUAAUGGGGAACCAACGGAGCCCAGGCCAGUUGAGGGACCUGAAAAGCCAAUAAUCUGGACACCUGGCGCAGUUGCGAAGGACGCAGUACAUCUGCGUAUCAUCGGCCUGAAUGAUGAGGACAAGUUCGUCGCGAAUCCCGGGGAUAACGCUUCACUCGAAUGUGUCGCAUAUGAGUCUGCUUCCAUGGAGCAAAUGAAAGUCGGCAAUGAACUGGUUCCACGUUUCGGUUGGCAGUUGCGCGAUGCUAUCACUAAGAAGGCGGUGAGCUUCGGAGAGAUCGCCGCCGGACGGGUGAGCAUCGUGCAGACAACACCCGAGGACGGCAGCAGUGACGGCGACGCAGCUAGCCGACUCAAGCUGGAACGGAUCCGUGCUGUCAGUGAAGACCGAAAACUUCAA
Dibothriocephalus latus is the source of this 834-nucleotide messenger RNA. The record is from the annotation of a GenBank genome assembly. NCBI's taxonomy places the organism in Eukaryota, Metazoa, Platyhelminthes, Cestoda, Diphyllobothriidea, Diphyllobothriidae.